GUUACUGAAGAGCAAUAGCCACUUGAAUGAGGAGUGCGGGGAGCUCCUCUUGCAAAGAGGAACCACAAAGGUGGCCACAGGUCUGGUUCUGAACAGAGACCGGAGGAUCUCCUGGCCUGAGAACAGCUUUGACUUCCUCAGCAGGGAGCUGUAUGCGCAUUCCAUCAGGAAGCUGCAGGCCCAUGUCCUGUUCAUCAAAGCAGUCCACGGAUAUUUUGAUGUGAGAAGAGAGAGUUACUAUAGCAAGGAGUCCCUGUCAUUCAUGAUACACACGCUGAAGUCCACCCUCAAAGAGCGGUUCCAGUUUGUGGAAGUCCCAGGCAAUCACUGUGUCCACAUGAGCGAACCCCAGCACGUGGCCAGUAUCAUCAGCUCCUUCUUACAGCACAAACACAUGCUCACAGCCUAGCUGUAGCUCUGGGCCUGGAACUAUGACGACCUCGUGCUGCCAGACUCAACACUGGAAAUGUGAGUUCCCGAGCCCCGCAACAAGGCCAGGCCUGUGGGGACAGGCCUCACUGGUCUUGACGCCCAGCCUAGGGUGUAGUCAGGGGAAGGAGUGAGAUUCCAACUUCAACAUCUAUGACCUCAAGCGGGAGACAGAGUCUGGGUUCGGAGGGCUGCUGUCUCCUGGCUAAUAAUCUCCAGCCAGCUGCAGGGAGGAAGGGCGGGCUGGGGCCACCUAGCCUUUCCCUGCUGCCCAACUGGGUGGAAAAUAAAAGCUUCUCGCAUUCUCA
Messenger RNA from Mandrillus leucophaeus (drill), 737 nucleotides. It is a transcript of the gene SERHL2, whose product is annotated as serine hydrolase-like 2. NCBI's taxonomy places the organism in Eukaryota, Metazoa, Chordata, Mammalia, Primates, Cercopithecidae. The transcript has 5 exons. The annotation marks the transcript as partial. The record is from RefSeq and is a predicted model, not a curated record.